Euleptes europaea (tarantolino) is the source of this 1455-nucleotide messenger RNA. Its product is annotated as zinc finger protein 501-like. The transcript has 5 exons. Gene Ontology annotation, molecular function: RNA polymerase II cis-regulatory region sequence-specific DNA binding; DNA-binding transcription factor activity. Lineage: Eukaryota; Metazoa; Chordata; Lepidosauria; Squamata; Sphaerodactylidae. Gene Ontology annotation, biological process: regulation of transcription by RNA polymerase II. Bases 1 to 1455 code for a protein of 484 amino acids. The record is from RefSeq and is a predicted model, not a curated record.
AUGCGGGCAGGAAGGGGGAGCUCUGAAGCCGGGCGCCUUUGGAGACGGCGGGGAGACGCCCGCCCCAUGCCUCGUGGCUCGGAGCCCGUGAGUUUUGAAGAUGUGGCCGUGUAUUUCACAGAAGGGGAGUGGGCCCUGCUGGAUCCAGAGCAAAGAGCCCUCUAUGAGGAGGUUAUGCAGGAGAACUACAGCGCCAUGGCCUCCGUGGAAUACCCAGUUCCAAAGCCAGACCUGAUCUCCCGCCUCGAAGGAGGGGAGGCGAUUUGGCUACCUGAUCCGCCAGAGAUUGCCGAGAGGCAGGCGGCUUCCGGCUCCAGCUCAGGUGCUGAGCAGGUAAAAGAGAAGGAGAAAUCUCUGCAAGCAGAAAAUGCUCCACUGGUGACCCCAAAAGGGACAGCAUUGCAAUGGGUCAGAGAGGGAACUUCCCAGGAUUGCGGGGAAGGGGGACAAUAUGAGAUUCGGAGAGGGUCAGGGAUGUCCCAACAAAAACGUUCUCAGAAGAAAGCCGGUCUUUGCGUGGAAAGCCACGAUGACCUCUAUGAAGAAAGAGUGCAAGAGGGGAGUCGCAAAGAUGGGACUCAGAAGCCACUCAAAGAUCAGGCAAGAACCUCCUCCCUUAACACCAGCAAGAUAACCCAUGCAGCAGCAAAACGGUUUCAGUGCUCAAACUGUGGGAGAAGCUUCCACUAUCGCGGUCUGCUUGUUAUACACGAGCGAACCCACACAGGGGAGAAACCCUAUGCAUGUUCAGUCUGUGGGAGAAGUUUCAGCUGCAGAUCACAACUUUUUAGACAUCAGAGGGUGCACAUAGAGGAAAGGCCGUAUAAAUGUUCUGAUUGUGGGAAAAGUUUUAAAGCUGCUUCAGACCUCAAACGUCACAGAAAGGUCCACACUGGAGAAAAACCACAUCCAUGUCCAGAGUGUGGGAAAAGCUUUGGUGAUAAGGGGCAUCUUGUUAGACACAAAAAAACCCACACUCAAGUGAAACCAUUCAAAUGCUCACACUGUGGAAAGGGCUUCAGAGAGAGAGGGAGCCUUAGUGUUCAUGAGAGAAUCCACACGGGAGACAAGCCUUAUAAAUGCUCAGACUGUGGGAGAAGCUUCAGUUGUCUGGCAAAUUGCAUAACACACAAGAAAAUCCAUGGAGGAGAGAAACUGUAUAAGUGUUCAGAUUGUGGGAAAAGCUUGAGGAAUAAGUCAAGCCUUACAGUGCAUAAGAGAAUUCACACUGGUGAGAAACCUUACCACUGCACAGAGUGUGGGGAAAACUUUCGGAGCAGCUCAAACUUUAUAAGGCAUAAGAGAACCCAUCGAGGAGACAAACCAUAUGAGUGCCUGGAAUGUGGCAAACGUUUCCGUCUUAGGUCUUCCCAUAUUCGCCAUGAGCAGAGAAUGCAUAAAUACCAGUGCCCUGAUUCAUCGCAGCAAUACCUGAUGAAGCAGCAGCCAGAAUGA